AUGCCUCGUCCUCGAAGACCUGGUGCACCAGAACCAAAGCGCCGAAGCCGUAAAGGAUGUUGGCCAUGCAAAGCACGCAAGGUAAAAUGUGGCGAGGAGAAACCAGCAUGCCUUAAUUGCCAGCGACAAGGCGAUCCUUGCGACUAUAGUGUCCGUCUGAACUGGGGAGGAAGAACGAAACGCAUGUCAAUUGACUCGCCGAAUUCACAAUCUAGUGGGUAUGGAGCUGUAAUUGGUUUUUCUGACUCAUUCGCUGUCAACGAUCUGAGCCCGGUUUCGUUCUCCACUCCACCAAGCAACAACCCUACUGAUGGAUUUAUCAACACUCAUCCUGGGGGGUUGACUUCGCCGGGAGCAAUAUCUCCAAGUACACCCGCAGCAGUGGGCCUUUUCGAAUCCCCCAGGCUCGGUUCAGAGUCUGAAGGAGUGACAUCACCGGGUCAAUUAGAGCCUCGGUUCUCCUCAACUUGGGCGGAACAAUCUCCUCCAUUGACGACAUCAGUGUCCUCGGCGCCUUUGUUGCAAUAUCAAUUUGGACAGCAGAGUUUUGAUAACCCAUAUCUGGGUUCGGUGGAUCAGACGUCCGGCAUUGGAUCACUCUCUGCCUUUGCGUUCCAUACACACCCCGUGUCGCAACCAAUCUCAUAUAUGCGCCACCCCGUUGUCGCUUCCGAUCACUGCUCAGAUCCAUCUAUAUCCCACUCUCGUGAUGAAGGACACCUUUCUCGAGGGACGCAUGAUGACCAGGACAUGCAACUUACCGCCGAGCAUGGGACAGGGCAAGACGGAUCCUCAAACAGCCCACACAAUAUUGGCGGCAUGUCCUCCAUGGUUUUCGAUCAACACAGACCGUCGAUUGCUGAAAAUGAUGCAACCUCAUCUCCGAGGCUGCACGAGACAAUCGGCAACAUGGGCUCUAUACAUGAACAUCAGAAUAAAUUGACUCCCGAGCGUCAGGUAACCGCAGGGACCAAUCAUGAAGCUGAUCAAACAUCGCACGAGUCUUCAAUGGCCCGGAACAAAUGGCAAACGUAUCUGAACAGUGUAACCGACAAUUAUGGAUUGGACUCUGGGCGUCCAGAUCACGAUCUGACUUUCAACAACGAUCAUGCCGCCAUAGACAUCAACUAUGCGUUGGAUUUGAUCAGUUCUCGAUGGCGCAACGAAGAACCCUCACAGUCGAAAGCUUCUCAACCCGAACCCGAACCACAGGUCCAGUUUUGUAGCGGUUACUAUGCUUCUCCAGUACCCAUCAAUGUUCCCAGGUACUUGUCUCCGCUUCCGUCCUCGUUGCUGGAGAACCCUAUCAAUUUGAUGUACUUCCAUCAUUUCCUGAACCACACUGCUCGCAUGCUUGUCCCGCAUAACUGCGAUAAUAAUCCAUUUAUCUCGGUUUUGCCAUCAAUGGCAAUUUGUGAUUCCAAUCUCCUCAACUUGUUGCUUGCGUACUCCGCUAGUCAUCGUGCCCGAUACCUAGGCCACCCAGAGCCCGCCAACCGAAUUGCUCAUUGGGUUAGCAAGGUUUUCCCAGCUUUGCGUAUGGCAUUGGAGUCACCCAAUGAAGACAUCACUGACAGCCACUUGGCCACAGCCAUUAUGCUGUUGUCAUUGAAGAUCGUUUCUCCAGGGACAUUUGAAGUGCCAAUUACCUGGAAGAGUCACCUGAAACUUGCUCGCGAUCUAUUCCUUGCACGGAGCGAGAGCAUGGCGCAGCCUGGUAACAGGAUUGGGGCGUUCUUCGCCCGCUGGCUGGGCUACCUCGACACGAUGGGAUCUUUGUCGUGUCGCCAAGCAGGUCCUCCACUAAUGAUAUACCACUCCAUCUUAACAGCCUGCUCCGCGCCUGACGGUCACGACGAGUUCGGUGUCGAUUGCUUCACGGGGUUCACUCCCCGCACUGGAGUAUUUCUGAUCCGUCUUGCGCGGCUGGUGCAGGAAUGUGACAAUCAACGCUUCGAUGAAAUGGGUAACUUCCGACAUGACUGGCAUGCGUCUGCAGAAAUGGUCCUGGAAGCGCAAUCCAUACUUGGUGAUAUGGAUGGGAUCAGUGAAUGUACUCAUACUAUAUCGGAACACCACCGUGGUAUUGAGUCCGCGGACAUGAUGGCCAUCGAGGAAGCCUUCCGGUUUGCCGGACUCCUGCACCUCCAUCGACGUGUGCUUGGGUCCCCACCUGACUCGUUCCCCGUGAAGGAGGUCUUGUGCAAGCUCAUUGAUGCCCUUGGACGCAUGCGCCCUGGCGCAGCCACCGAGGUGUGCUCCUUAUUCCCGCUCUUCACGGCCGGCUGCGAAUCCAGAGAUUCAAUUCAGAGGACUAAGCUUUUGGACCGGUUCUUCGUGUUGGAGAGCUCGGGCAUGAAACAGAUUCAAAAUGCACGUCAAUUGAUGCAACACUGCUGGGAUAAGAAUCUGCCUUGGAUUGCCCUGGCUGGCGGUCAGUUCCUAGGUUAG
Penicillium mononematosum is the source of this 2451-nucleotide messenger RNA. Its product is annotated as Zn(II)2Cys6 transcription factor. The transcript is spliced from 5 exons. Gene Ontology annotation, cellular component: nucleus. The coding region runs from base 1 to 2451 and encodes 816 amino acids. The record is from RefSeq and is a predicted model, not a curated record. Gene Ontology annotation, molecular function: DNA-binding transcription factor activity, RNA polymerase II-specific; zinc ion binding; transcription cis-regulatory region binding. Gene Ontology annotation, biological process: positive regulation of transcription by RNA polymerase II. NCBI's taxonomy places the organism in Eukaryota, Fungi, Ascomycota, Eurotiomycetes, Eurotiales, Aspergillaceae.